Micropterus salmoides (largemouth bass) is the source of this 3118-nucleotide messenger RNA. RefSeq names its product NLR family CARD domain-containing protein 3-like. The coding region runs from base 920 to 3118 and encodes 732 amino acids. NCBI's taxonomy places the organism in Eukaryota, Metazoa, Chordata, Actinopteri, Centrarchiformes, Centrarchidae. The transcript is spliced from 3 exons. The record is from RefSeq and is a predicted model, not a curated record.
UUCUCAACCCUGGUGUAGAUGCUUCCUUGACACCUCUUUCAAACCAUCCAUCUUCUCUGUCUAAAAUGUGCACCUGGUGGUCCUCAAACGAGUGUCCUCUGUCCUUCAGAUGUAAGUAGACUGCCAUCAUCCACCCAUCCUCUGCUAACAAUGUUACUUGGAAUAAACAUGCCAUUUAUUCAGUUUGUUCACUUUUAUUCUCUGCACGGCAGGGACUCCAUGUCCACAUGUUACGCCGCCAGCAACAACAACAUGAAGAACAUUCUGCUUUUUUUUUACACCAGGAAGCACCUGGUGCCAUAGUGAAUAGUGUAGAGGAGAAACAACAUGUUAACAGAAAGUUCCAGAAGAAACAAUGGAAAAAACUGGUAGAGCAUUCAGGAAUGGAAAAUUACCCAGGAAGAAGAUUUUGGAGUGGAAAUCUUCCAAGGGCACCGCCUAAAGUAGGAGGAGACUGAGGGCUAUAAAAUAGUUUGUCUGGAAGCCUGCCAAGAUGUAACUUGGGUUUUUUGUCUUUUUACAGAUUUAAUUAUUAUUAUUAUUAUUAUUAUAGAAUUAUGCAGAUUUGACUGUCUACAGUGAGCUUUUUUGGACUCCAAGUUACUACCUAGUUUUACAAAUAUGUUUAUAAUGGUGAAGACGAAUAUUGAUUGCUUUUUCUUCAUCAGUUGCUUUAACAUAUGCAUUUUCUAUUUAGUGGUAAUUUUACUCAUGAUGGCUCUCUUAUUUGAAGGUGUAGGCAGUGUGCCACUUCAGAAUGACAUGGAGUCCAGCCCACAGUGCAGCAGGAGCUCUAACUGGCUCAUACUAUAAACACAGCUCUUGUGUCAGCCAAUCAGAGCUCCUGUUGCUGCUCUGAUACAUUUGUGUUACAGUUUUCCUUCAGGUGGACAGUACUGCCUGAUUUUAGCAGGGAACCAUGAUGACUGCAGAGGACCUUUUGAACACUCUGGAGGAUUUAAGAGAGGAGGAAUUUACAAAGUUCAAAUGGUGUCUGAAGCAGUGUGACUUCCCGGGAGACUACCAGACCAUCAAAGAGUGCGAGCUGGAGAAGGCUGACAGGUUGAAAACAGUGGACCUGAUGGUGAACGCUUAUAAACCUCAUGGAGCUCUAGAGGUGACCAAGAAGGUUUUAGAGAAGAUACCCAGGAAUGACCUGCUGCAGAGUCUGCCAGACACCAGCUCAGGACCAGAAGUGUCAGUGGAGGUCAGUGACGUUGGAGGGAACAGAGGACCUUCCUCCUCUCAGUGUGAAGGUACAGCUGCUGGAUUCUCUGAUGUGAUUGUUCCAGAACCAGAGCCACAACCCAUCUCAUAUUACAAACACUUACUUCAGUCGAACCUCCAGGAUAAGUUUAUGUGUGCACAAGAGGGGUGGGCUCAGAAGAAGGAUGAGCAGCAUCUGGAUGAAAUCUACACAGACCUUUACAUCACAGCUGGAGCUAACGUACACAUUAACACACAGCAUGAGGUCAGGCAGAUUGAGGCUGUGGUGAAGCCAGCUGAAACAGAGAAACCAAUUGAACCCAGUGACAUCUUCAAACCCCCCUCUGGGAGUUAUAAACCCAUACGAACUGUGCUGACCAAUGGAAUCGCAGGAAUUGGCAAAACAUUUCUUGUGCACAAGUUUGUGUUGGACUGGGCUGAACGAAGAGCCAAUCAAGAUGUGCAUCUGGUAUUCCCCUUCACCUUCCGCCAGCUGAAUCUAUGGAAGGAAGAAAAAUUGUAUUUGGCAGAGCUGAUUCAUCGUUGUAUUACAGAGACCAGAUGCAUCAAGAAAGAAGCUCUUAAUCACAUCUUUACAACUCUGCAGUUAUCGGGAAACACCAACUAUGACAAAAGUAAAUUCAAACUUCUCUUUGUUUUGGAUGGACUGGAUGAGAGCUGCCUUCAACUAGACUGCUCUACCAGUAAAAACCAGACAGUUAACUUCGAUGUUACAGAGUCCACCUCAGUGGAGAAGCUGCUGACAAACCUCAUCAAGAGGAACCUGCUGCCCUCUGCUCGCCUCUGGAUAACCACACGACCUGCAGCAGCCAAUCAGAUCCAUUCUGAUUUUGUUAAUAUAGUGACAGAGGUCAGAGGGUUCACUGACCCACAGAAGGAGGAGUACUUUAUGAAGAGGUUCAGAGAUGAGGAGCAGGCCAGCAGCAUCAUCUCCCACAUCAAGACAUCACGAAGCCUCCACAUCAUGUGCCACAUCCCAGUCUUCUGCUGGAUCACUGCUACAGUUCUGGAGGAGGUGUUGAAGACCAGAGAGGGAGGAGAGCUGCCCAAGACCCUGACUGAGAUGUAUGCAGAAUUCUUGGUUCAUCAAACAAAGCAGAGGAAUGAAGAAAAGUGUAUUCAGUACAUCAAGUCAUUAGCAAAACUUUCUUUCCACCAGCUGGAAAAGGGCAACCUGAUCUUCUACGAGAAAGAUCUAAAAGAGAGCGACAUAGAUGUCCGGGGGGCUUCGGUGUGCUCAGGAGUGUUCACAGAAAUCUUUAAAGAGGAACGGGGGAAGCGGAAGGAGGACGACAAAAUGUUUAGCUUCGUCCAUCUGACCAUUCAGGAGUUUCUGGCUGCUCUUCAUGUUCAUCUAAAAUUCAUCAAAUCUGGUGUCAAUCUGCUGGCUACAUCCUGGAGGUCUAAAUUUAAUUACAAACGGAAUCUAAAACAUCUCUACCAGAGUGCUGUGGACAAGGCCUUACAGAGUCCAAAUGGACACCUGGACUUGUUCCUCCGCUUCCUCCUGGGACUUUCACUGCAGACCAAUCAGACUCUCCUUCAAGGUCUGCUGACACAUACAGGAAGUACCUCACAGACCAAUCAUAAAACAGUCCAGUACAUCAAGGAGAAGUUGGAGGAAAAUCUCUCUGCAGAGCAAAUCAUCAAUCUGUUCCACUGUCUGAAUGAACUGAAUGAUCGUUCACUAGUGGAGCAGAUCCAACAGUCCCUGAGUUCAGGAAGUCUCUCCACAGAUAAACUCUCUCCUGCUCAGUGGUCAGCUCUGGUCUUCAUCUUACUGUCAUCAGAAAAAGAUCUGGACGUAUUUGACCUGAAGAAAUACUCUGCUUCAGAGGAGGCUCUUCUGAGGCUGCUGCCAGUGGUCAAAGCCUCCAACAAAGCUCUGUAA